UAGCACUUCAAACUUCCUCGGUCAUGCUCUUUCCUACUUCCGACAGAAACAUGCUAUUACCAAUCAGAAUCCACAAUCUCAGAAAACUAUGUACGGUUCCAAACAUCGCUUUCAUCGAAAACAGAGGCAUCCUCGUUUCAGAAACAACACUAGUCAACUCAUCCCUCAAAACUCAUGUUCAUAAUCAUGUAACCAUGCCUGAAGUUAACUCUCGUCUCAAACACUUAGUCAAAACGGGCCAUCUCCAUGAAGCUCGUAAAAUGUUCGACAGAAUGCCUCAGAGAGACGAAAUUUCGUGGACAACCAUUAUUUCUGGCUACGUCAAUGCCAAGAACUCAAGAGAAGCUUUGCUUUUGUUCUCCAAAAUGUGGGUCUCACCUGGGCUUUCCAUGGACCCCUUUAGUCUUAGCAUUGCACUCAAAGUUUGUGCACUCGAUUUUGAUUUGAAUUACGGAGAAUCACUUCAUGGGUAUUUAGUUAAAUCUGGUUUUGUUAACUCAGUUUUCGUGGGGAGUGCGCUUUUAGAUAUGUACACAAAAUUUGGCAAAAUUGAGCAAGGGAUCAAAGUGUUUGAUGAGAUGCCUAUCAAAAACGUAGUUUCAUGGACUGCUAUUAUUACAGGGCUUGUUCAUGGUGGGUUUUAUAAGAAGGGUUUGGUAUACUUAUCUGAAAUGAGGAAAUCAGGAGUGGAAUAUGAUUCUUAUACUUUAGCUAUUGCUUUGAAGGCUUGUGCUUAUUUAGCUGCUUUGAAUUUUGGUAGGGAGAUUCAUACUCAUACCGUCAAGAGAGGUUUUAAUGAUACCUCAUUUGUGGCUAAUUCUCUUUCUACUAUGUAUAACAAAUGUGGAAAAUUAGAUUAUGGUUUGCUUUUGUUUGAAAAAAUGAGUAUACGAGAUGUGGUUUCGUGGACAUCUGUUAUAACGACUUUUGUUCAGAUGGGAGAAGAGAAGAAUGCCUUUGAGGCAUUUAUAAGGAUGCAAGAAGCAGGCGUGAGUCCCAAUGAGUUUACUUUCGCUACAGUCAUCUCUGGUUGUUCUGGUCUUGUGAGAAUUAGUUGGGGUGAGCAAUUACAUGCCCAUGUUUUACGUUUUGGUCUUGCAGAUUCUUUAUCAGUGGCUAAUUCCCUCGUGACUAUGUAUUCGAAAUGUGGGCAGAUAUCUUCCGCUUCAAUGGUGUUUCAUGGAAUGACAAGAAGGGAUAUCAUUUCUUGGAGCACUAUAAUUGCAGUGUAUUCCCAAGGAGGCUGCGGAGAAGAAGCUUUUGAGUAUCUGUCGUGGAUGAGAAAGGAAGGGCCAAAGCCAACCCAAUUUGCUUUUGCUAGUGUGCUUAGUGUGUGUGGAAAUAUGGCAAUUCUUGAGCAAGGGAGGCAGGUUCAUGCUCAAGUUCUUUUUGUUGGGUUAGAACAAGAGGCAAUGAUACAGAGUGCUUUAAUUAAUAUGUACUCAAAAUGUGGGUGUAUUAAAGAAGCUGAAAGAGUCUUUAAUGAGGCUGAGAAUUAUGAUAUUGUGUCAUGGACAGCCAUGAUUAAUGGAUAUGCUGAACAUGGAUAUAUCCAUGAAACUAUUGAUUUGUUCAAGAUGCUUUCCAAGGUUGGUUUGAAACCAGAUUCUGUGACCUUCAUUGGUCUUCUUACUGCUUGUGGUCAUGCAGGACUGGCUGAUCUUGGUUUCCACUACUUCAAUUUAAUGAGCAGUGAGUACCAAAUAAGUCCUUCAAAAGAACACUAUGGCUGCAUGAUCGAUCUACUCUGCCGAGCUGGACGACUAACUGAAGCAGAGCACAUGAUUAAAAGCAUGCCAUUUCAUAGAGAUGAUGUUGUUUGGUCAACACUUCUUAGAGCAUGUAGGAUCCAUGGUGAUGUUGACUGUGGACGACGCACUGCAGAAAAGCUUCUUGAAAUGGAUCCAAAUUGUGCAGGGACUCAUAUCACUCUUGCUAACAUAUAUUCUGCUAAAGGAAAAUGGAGUGAAGCAGCAGAUGUUAGGAAGAUGAUGAGGUCAAAGGGGGUCAUCAAGGAGCCAGGAUGGUCCUGGAUUAAGGUUAAGGAUCGGGUUUCUGCAUUUGUUGCAGGUGAACGAUCUUAUCCAGAGGGUGAAGACAUAUAUGGCAUGUUGGAUUUACUAGCUUCAAGGGUGGAUAUUACUGUCCAGGAGUUAGGUUCUCUUCUAGAUCUUGAGGAUUAGCAUGAAGUGAAGAUUCAAUUUCAUUGUUUCAUUACAGGUUUUGGCCUCGUACUCUUGAUGUUGUGACUUGUUGAAAGCUGCAUUUAACAGUGGCAAGGAGCUAAUCAGUAGUUGACAGUGACAACAUACAACCGUUAGCACUUGAUUUUUUGUGCAAACGAAGUUAUGAAGACUAGGACAUGCAUCUGAUGGGCCGGUGCUUAAACAAAUUUUAAAAUUAAAAUGAGAUGGCAUCUUUAUAUGCAGCUUAAAUCAUGAAGUAAGCUGCAAACAUUUUGCCCUAGAUAGUCACUGAUACUGGCGUUGGAGGAUAUAUUGGAUAUGUUUCUUUCCUAUGACCUGAUGUGUUGCCCAAAGGCAAGUGAUGGCAGUCUGCAUUUCUUAAACUCCCGAGAUUUUCAGAAAUUUGCUCUCAUUUAAGCAAGAUUUGCCUUUUAGUCCAUGGCAAGCAGUGACAAUUUCAUUUCUUGGACACUUAACGCCUUCAGAGUUUACCUGGUAUCUAGCUAAGAAUUUUACAUUCAUUUGAGAAACGUUUAUAUGAGUAGUAGUUUUCCACCAAUCCAAGUGAUAUAUUGCUAGCUUCCGUUGUCUUCUGCAAGAAAGUUUGCAGUUUUUCUGUUUUUAACAAGAAGGUUGAAGUGGAGGAACCAGUUGGACUAUGACUUGAACGUGGUUGCGGAAGAGUAGAAGACUCUGUCCGGUCUAUUAGAAGCUGAUCUAUUGUAAUAUUUUUCUUUUCCCUCAUUUGACUGGUAAAAGACUUAGAAUGUGAUAUAUUGCAAGUAAAAGACUCUGUUAUUCUUGACAACUGCUUCGGUGCUUCCUCUCUCCUCCUUUUUGGUGCCCAAAGAUCUAUGUGGAUGCUUCUAUAAAACUAUGUUAAGGCUCCGAGGCUCACAAAUUAAGCAAAUAGAAGCUAUGGAAGAAUCUUCAGUCUACGCAGCAGGAACACCAGGCACA
Molecule: messenger RNA, 3146 nt
Organism: Durio zibethinus
Lineage: Eukaryota; Viridiplantae; Streptophyta; Magnoliopsida; Malvales; Malvaceae
Product: Tetratricopeptide repeat (TPR)-like superfamily protein
Biological process (GO): RNA modification
Molecular function (GO): RNA binding; protein binding
Source: RefSeq, a predicted model, not a curated record